Molecule: messenger RNA, 3925 nt
Organism: Boleophthalmus pectinirostris (great blue-spotted mudskipper)
Lineage: Eukaryota; Metazoa; Chordata; Actinopteri; Gobiiformes; Gobiidae
Gene: jmjd6
Product: jumonji domain containing 6, arginine demethylase and lysine hydroxylase
Exons: 7
Coding region: 231-1436 (401 amino acids)
Biological process (GO): phagocytosis
Cellular component (GO): nucleus; cytoplasm
Molecular function (GO): histone H4R3 demethylase activity; P-TEFb complex binding
Source: RefSeq, a predicted model, not a curated record
UUUUGUGUGAAGCUAACUGUGCUAAGUGUGAGCUAACGGCGCUAACGGCGCGACUCUCCGGGGCUUUUUAUCCCAGUUUAACCGGAGCAGCGCCCGUAAAAGUGUCCACACACGGGGGGAGAGGUGCACACGAGCCGCACACGAGCCACACACAGCCGUAUCACCCGUAUCACCCGGGUUUGGAGGCGGGGGAGUUGGUAAAGGAGGCGGGGGAGUUGGGAAAAGCCGAAAUGAACCACAAAAGUAAGAAGCGGAUCAAAGAGGCGAAGCGCAGCGCCAGGCCCGAGCUGAAGGACUCCGCGGACUGGAUCAGACACGGAUACCACGACACCUUCGACCUGUCGCACCGGAGCGUGAAGGACAACGUGGAGCGAGUGGACGCGUCUCGCAUCAGCCCGGAGGAGUUCAUCCAGAGGUUCGAGCGUCCGUACAAGCCCGUGGUGCUGCUGAACUGUCAGGAGGCGUGGCCCGCCAAGGAGAAGUGGACUCUGGAGCGCCUCAAACGGAAAUACCGCAACCAGAAGUUCAAAUGCGGCGAGGACAACGACGGGUACUCGGUGAAGAUGAAGAUGAAGUACUACGUGGAGUAUCUGGAGAGCACGCGCGACGACAGCCCCCUCUACAUCUUCGACAGCAGCUACGGCGAGCACGCCAAGAGACGCAAACUGCUCGAGGACUACGCCGUCCCCGUGUUCUUCACCGACGACCUGUUUCAGUUCGCAGGAGAGAAACGAAGACCCCCGUACAGGUGGUUCGUGAUGGGUCCUGCCCGCUCUGGGACGGGCAUACACAUCGACCCUCUGGGCACGUCUGCGUGGAACGCUCUGGUGCAGGGACACAAGCGCUGGUGUCUGUUUCCCACGCACACGCCGCGAGAACUCAUCAAAGUGACGCGCGACGACGGCGGAAACCAGCAGGACGAGGCCAUCACCUGGUUCAACGUCAUCUACCCCCGAACGCAGGAGCCCACGUGGCCCCCGGAGUUCAGACCGCUGGAGAUCCUGCAGAAGCCCGGAGAGACCGUGUUCGUGCCCGGAGGUUGGUGGCACGUGGUGUUGAACCUGGACACGACCAUCGCUGUGACGCAGAAUUUCGCCAGCUCCACAAACUUCCCCAUCGUCUGGCACAAAACCGUCCGAGGGCGACCAAAGCUCUCCCGAAAGUGGUACAGGAUCUUGAAACAGGAGCGUCCGGACUUGGCGGCUCUCGCAGACAGAGUGGAUCUUCAGGAGUCGACGGGAAUCGCCUCAGACAGCUCCAGCGACUCUUCAUCCUCCUCCUCCUCCUCCGACUCCGACUCCGACGGCGGUUCCGGUUCGGAGAGCGAGUCCAUGUCCCACAGACGGAAAAAGCGCCGCACCUGCAGCUCCACGGCCAACGGAGACACCUGCCUCCAGGACGACUGCGUGAGCAAAGAACGGAGCUCCUCACGGUGACUCCGCCCCCAACAAACACGCCUGACUCCGCCCCACAAACACACCUGACCACGCCCCCACAAACACACCUGACUCCGCCCCACAAACACACCUGACUCCGCCCCCCUUGCCUGAACGAAGCUCCUCCCACAAACACACCCGGCUCCAGGACGACGGUGAAAGGUGGAGGGUCUGGAGGGCCGGUGGUUCAGGUUCGGGUUUGGUUAAAUGUUUGGGGCAACAACACGUCUUCAUCUGGACUCACUCAGCAAAAUAUCAAGUAAAACAUAAAACAGUCAUAGCAACAGAAGCUUAACGUGUUACCGUGGCAACCAUGAUCACUUCUGUCCCUCUAGACCCGACGGUGACCACGCCCACACCUGAACCAAGCUCCUCCCACAAACACACGACUCCGCCUCCUCCUCAACGAAGCUCCUCCCACACACACACACACACACCCGAGGCGACCCCCACGACCCCCACAACCCCGGGCUCUCGUUUACAAAGCUUCAGUUCAAAAAUGUUCCGUACGUGACUUUAAGUUUGUGAUCAAAAGAAUCCAGCGUGAACCUGAGCUCCAGCACCUCAGGACGACCGGGUUUUAUCUGUACGGACACUUGUGGGAAGAAGUCCACGCCAAGCUUCAUAAACGAGACCCCUGCUCCUGUCGGCUCCUGUCGGCCUCCUGUCGCCUCCUGUCGCUGCUUCAGUAGGACUAGAGGAACGAUGGAGUGGAGCGGUUCGCAUCGCGGGAGGGAAGAGGAGGAGUGAGCGAAUUCACCAGAAACUCUGAACAGUUCAUGAAAAACCUUGAGAAGAGCAGGAGGUGAAAAAGAAGAAAACGGUUAAACCUUAAAUGUUUUCAAACCGCCUUAAAACCUAAAUCACUACAUUCAUCUUCACCUCCACGUGUUUGCUCUUUUAUCAGUUUUUUAUCAGUUUUAACUUCAGACACUGGAAGAAAUUUCAAACAAGAAGAAGAAGAAGAAGAUUUCAUUUAUGCUUUUUUGCUUCUGUCUCCUGCCGUUUUAAAACCACAUCAGAACUUUUUAAAGCUGCAUUGUGUCUUUUUCCUGUCUGAAAUGUUCCACAGCAUGGCAUUAAACCUUUCUGUCUCCAUAGAAACCAAACCAGACGCGGUUCCGGGUCAGGUCCGCGGAGAGGCGACGCCGUUCGCAGUCACAAUGUCUUGUUUUUGAGCGAUGAAAACACCUGAGAUUGAAUACAUUUUAAAAAAAAGUAGAGCUGUUUAAAGUCACACUGCGGAACAUUCUGAGCAGAGUGAUGACGUAUCCAUGGAAACGAGCAGGUGACGGACCCUCCAGCGAAAAAGCGACGUGCGUCUUUUCCUCUGUGCUCAAACCGAAUGUAAACUCGUAAACGUGCCUAAUGUCGUUCUGUGCCAAAGCCUCACUCCAGCGGCUCCUUAUAAGGCCCUUCCUCCCUUCCUUCCUCCCUUCCUUCCAUCCUUCCUCCCUUCCUCCCUUCCUUUCUUCCUUCCUCCCUUCCUUUCUUCCUUCCAUCCUUCCUCUCUUCCUUCCUCCCUUCCUUCCAUCCUUCCUCCCUUCCUUCCUUCCUUCCUCCCUCCCUUCCUUCCAUCCUUCCUCCCUUCCUUUCUUCCUUCCUUCCUUCCUUCCUUGCUCCCUUCCUUUCUUCCUUCCUUCCUUCCUUGCUCCCUUCCUUCCUUUCUCCCUUCCUUCCUCCCGUCCUCCCUUCCUUCCUCCCCUCCUUCCUCCCUCCCUCCCUUCCUUCCUUCAUUCCUUCCUUCCUCCCUUCCUCCCUCGCUUCUUUCCUUUGAUUUGAUUGGUUCAGAUCUGAAACUGGUGAUGAUGUAACAGCUCUGGUUUUACUUGUUGUUUUUUUUCUUGUUGGAGUCGGUUCAGUGAAGCGUCCGGUGUCGCUCUGUCUUUCCCCGUUUCUUUUCUUUUUGUGUUUUUAAUGUUUUUCCCCAAAAUCUGAGCUAAAAUAAAAGCACUGGACCUGGACCGGGACUGAACCGGGACUUGACCGGGACUCAACUGGGACUAAACUUCAACUGGAUUUGUCCUGUUUCUGAAUCUUUCAAUAGAUCUAGGCUUAGUUUAGGCCCAACAUUAGUCCUGUUUGAUCUCUUUGAGUCUGUUCUGGUUUAAUCCUGGUUUAGUCCUGGUUUAGUCCUGGUUGAGACCUGGUUUAGACCUGGUUUAGACCUGGUUCAGUCCUGGUUCAGUCCUGGUUCAGUCCUGGUUUAGACCUGGUUCGGUCCCGGUUCGGUCCCGGUUCGGUCCAGGUUUGGUCCCGGUUCGGUCCAGGUUCGGUCCGGGUUUGGUCCAGGUUCGGUCCCGGUUCGGUCCAGGUUCGGUCCCGGUUCGGUCCCGGUUCGGUCCGGGUUCGGUCCGGGUUCGGUCCAGGUUCGGUCCGGGUGUGGAGCUGCUGUAAAACGGCGUGUUGUUCCGUUGUUCCGUGUUCACACCUGCGUCUCCCAAGUGCCUAAACACGUGUUGCUGUUAAUAAAGUUUUUUCUACUGAGA